This is a messenger RNA of Rotaria sp. Silwood2, 354 nucleotides long. The record is from the annotation of a GenBank genome assembly. Lineage: Eukaryota; Metazoa; Rotifera; Eurotatoria; Philodinida; Philodinidae.
AUGCUGCUCGAAUGUGAUUCUGGUUUACUAUGUAUUGACUGGAGAGAUGUUUGCGAUGGCAUUCAACAGUGUAUGUCAGGAUUUGAUGAAGAGAAUUGUGAUAUAUUGGAAUUUAAUGAAUGUGAACAAGAUGAAUAUCGAUGCAUGAAUGGAAUGUGUAUUCCAGACGAGUACUUUCUUGAUGGUGACUUCGAUUGUUUGGAUUGGAGUGAUGAAAUACAAUAUUAUGAUGAUCUAAAUUGUGGGUUUGAAGAAGCUAGUUCACAAUGUGAUGAUCGAAUAUGUCCACCGAAUCGAUGGUCAUCUGGUGAUGUGCAGUGCAUUGCUGAUCGAUUCAAUUUUCAGAAUAACUGA